GACAUCAGCAGCAACUCGACAUUCACAGAUCAACUCCUCAAACAUGGCCCGCUUACUUGCUCUGCCUCCACCGGAUGAGUCCACCCUCAGGAUUGUCUCUGUUGGGAAAACUGGAAGUGGGAAGAGUGCAGCAGGAAAUACUAUUUUAGGAAUGAAAGCCUUUGAAUCCUACAUGUCUCCAUCUACAAUAACAUUAACGUGUCAGAGAAAAACCGGGAUGUUUAAGGGUCAGCAACUUGAAUUUAUUGAUACUCCAGGUCUGUUCAAUGCUGCUAAAUCUGAAGAUGAAACGGAGAGAGAGAUCCAGAGAUGCAUCUGGCUGUCUGCACCGGGUCCUCAUGUGUUCUUGGUGGUCAUGGCGCUGAACAGAUUCACACCUGAAGAACAAAAAACACUGCAGAUCAUCAAGAAGAUAUUUGGAGAACAAGCAGCAUGUUACACCAUAGUGUUGUUCACGCAUGGAGAUGAUCUGGAAGCUGAUGGAACUUCAGCAGAAAAUUUUAUAGAUCGAAAUCCCUCUCUCUGUGCUUUUAUCAGUCAGUGUGGUGGAGGAUAUCAUGUCUUUAAUAAUAGAAACAAUGAUUCAUCUCAGGUCACAGAGCUGCUGGAGAAGAUCAACAAGAUGGUUCGAAGGAAUGGAGGAAAAUACUUCACCAAUAAGAUGUUUGGUAAAGCCCAGCAAGUCAUGGAAGAAGAGGCAGCACGACUUAUGAUUGCAAAUCCAGGCCUGAAUGCCAAAGAAUUUCGACAAAUAAUAGACGAAUACUCCUGGCCUACUUUAAUGGCGUUUAACAUUUGGACGAGUGUAAAAGGAUGUAGUAUUCAGUAAUGUUCUAAAAAAUGCUUAAUGGGGUCAUAGAAUGAUUCUAUAGGGUAUUUGGUCCAUAAGGUCUCUGAAUAGGGUGUGUAACAUUGGUUGGGCUGAAAAUGACAUAUUUGCUGUUCUAUGAGCCCUAAUGCAAGCCCUAGAAUGUAACUACAGGUUUUCUUCCUUUUAUGGUAUGCUCAUGAAUAUUUAGAUAAGCUGUGCGCUGAUUGGUUGGUUUACAACGGGUGAAGCUGCUGAGAAAAGACGCAUUAUAGCAACAAGCACUCACUCACUGAAACGUCAAAGUGUUGAUAUGGUAGGGUGACCAGACAUCCUCUUUUUCCUGGACAUGUCCUACUUUUCAUAGCUAAAAAAAUGUCAAGGGGCGAAUUUCAAAAUUGUCGUGGAUUUUGGUCGACUACGGUGCAGCACAUAGUCGAAACACACCGGGCCCUUGAACAGAGCCAUCAGCUCCGGGGACGGGGGCAGGGAGCCAGAGAGGGACGGAGUGACCGAACCUGACCCGGUGA
Molecule: messenger RNA, 1338 nt
Organism: Cyprinodon tularosa
Lineage: Eukaryota; Metazoa; Chordata; Actinopteri; Cyprinodontiformes; Cyprinodontidae
Product: GTPase IMAP family member 9-like
Exons: 2
Coding region: 44-829 (261 amino acids)
Molecular function (GO): GTP binding
Source: RefSeq, a predicted model, not a curated record